This is a messenger RNA of Paramecium sonneborni, 1143 nucleotides long. Lineage: Eukaryota; Ciliophora; Oligohymenophorea; Peniculida; Parameciidae. The record is from the annotation of a GenBank genome assembly.
AUUAUAAUGAGAAUUGCUUUGUGCUUAUUAGUCAUUUUGGCAGUUGCAAAUGCAACAACAAAAUUCAACUUGGAUUAUUCCAAAAAGAGAUCAAUGACAGCAGUAAUGGCUGAAGUUGAAGCUAAAUUGAAAAAUAAAUCACCACUUGAUGCAAUAAUGAAUGUAUUAAGAGACUUCAGAGAUGCAGUUAACACAGAAUAAGUUAAUCAUGAUGAGAUCUAUAAUAUUUAAGUAUCAGAAUGUGAAUCUGAAGAUGCUUUCAGAAGAGGUGAAGUCACAGAUGCUAGCAAUGUAUUGAGAGAUUCAACAGCUGCUUUAAAUGUUGCUUAAACAUCAAAGAUUAGAGCUACUAAUUAAUAAGAAGUUAAUUAAUAAUAAUACUUCUCUGCUUAAGAACAUUUAAAUUCAGUAUUGAGUGCUGCUGAAACUGAAGCUGGAUAUUUCAAAAGAAGAGGAAGAGAUUAUGAAGAUGCUCUCCAUGCUAUUGAUGAAGCAUCUGAUAUCUUAGCUACAAUCUAUAGUGGAUCAGGAUCAUUUGCUGAAAUUAGCAGAGUUUCAAAGAGUAUGAUCUAAACUGCUUUCAAUAUUAAAGAAACUGCAAAGUUUGCUCCAGUUUUCUAUGCAUUUGCUUAAUUAGCUGCUUAAGAAGGAUAACUUGAUGAAUCAGCUCUUGAAAGAGUUGCUUAACUUUUAGAAACAUUAAGAGCCAAUAUCUAAGAAGCAUAUAAUGAUUUCACUGAAUCAAAUGCUGUAUCAGUUGCUGCUUUUAAUGACUAAAAAGAUAGAAUUGGAUAAACUAUUGCUAGACUUGAAGCUUAAAAUGAAAGACUUUAAAAUAAACUUGAUUCAUUGAGUUAAUAAAUUGGAACUCAAUCAGCUAUUGCACAAACUGCUUCAGGAAAACUUUAAAGAAAUCAAUAACUUUGGGAUUAAGCAUAAGCUUUAUGCUCUACCUUUGCUAAUGAAUACAAUUAUGCUACUUAAGCAAGAAGAAAUGAACUCUAAUUAGUUGCUUAAUUAGAAGAGAUGGUUGAAGCUAGAUUUAACUAAGUUGAAGAUGAAAAUCAUGAAAGAAACUAAAGACUUGCCAACCAAGCUUGAUCUUAUUUUCAUUUUCAUUAAUAAUCAAAAUAUAAAUUUAAU